AUGUCGUCAAAUAAUACGAUGGCACUGAUUGAAAAGCUGACUGGAAGGGAAAACUAUCCUACGUGGAGAUUUGCAGUGCAAACAUAUCUCGAACACGAAGAAUUAUGGAGUUGUGUCACCGCGAAAGACAAUGAAACAAUUGAUCCCAAACUUGAUACAAAAGCUAAGUCAAAAAUUAUCUUAUUAGUACAUCCAAUCAAUUAUGUACAUAUACAAGAAGCCAAAACAGCCAAGGAAGUUUGGAAUAAUUUAGCCAAAGCUUUCGAUGACACGGGUUUGACACGCCGAAUCUUGCAAAAAGCAUUAAGCGAAGGUAUAUCCAGGGGUUACGUUCGUCCUUUGUCUCGAGUGACGUAUGCUGCCGAAGAGGUAUCCCGGGCCUUCCAGCUGCUUGUAACUAGACAACAUCGUGGUCGAGUGCUGCUGAGAAUUGAUGGAUUCCAACCGUCGAUCAAACAUAGAAUACAAUGCAAUCCAGAUGUUUGUUAUGUGAUAUUUUCUACACAAUGCACGUUUGGGAUACAAUUGGCGGAUAGGUUGAUAGAGCGUGGUGCAAGAAAUUUGCUUCUACAUUAUGAUUCGUUUCCAGGAUACCUUCCAUGUAAAAUACAAUUAUGGAAAAGUCAAGGUGUUCAAGUACAAACCUCUUGUGAAAAUAUUAAUAACAUGGACCAAAUUCUUACAGUGUUAAAUAACGCAGCUAGCUUAGGAAAGGUUGAUGGAAUUAUUAUUGAUGAACUACAAAUGUGUGAAAAAAAACAGAUUCUUAAAAACCUAGAACUCGCAUCAAAAGAACUGUUCCCGUCACUCAGGUUCUUCAUGGUAAUAACUGAUGAUCAUUUGAAAACCGAAAUAUGUUUGCCAAGAAAUAAUGACGGAUACCCAGCUACUAUACUUCACCUCGGUGCUUUGAGAAAGGACCGCGAUAUAUCGUCUUCCCAAAUUAAUCGUCUGUGUGUGGAAGCUGUAGAGGCUGCCUUGUGCUCCGGAGAAUAUGUAGUGAUUGCAGCUCCGCAUGUUAUUCCUCGAAAACCGCUCGUACAACAACUAUGCAGUAUCGCUGGUUUAGAAAUGUCAGAGGAUUCUAAAGACACAACGACUCUUCGCGAGCUGGGUGUCGUAGCUGAGAGAAUGCCAAAUAUAACAAACUAUUUACGGGACUAUCAUAACAUCACGUUGAUUGACAGUGAUGUGUCUUCUCUAACAUUGCAAAGAAUUAACGAGAUAGAGGACGCUAUUGUUGCGCCUGGUUAUAGUACUAAGAAUGGGUUGGAAGCGUUCUACUCAUAUGUAGAUCCAGACGAACUGCUAGCCACAACUGAAAUGGUGUUCAUGCCGACACUCACCAGUAGCGCGACCAUGCGUGAUGAUGAGUUCGACGUGAGAGUGACAUCGCUGUGUAUCGUCCCGGGUCUGGAGGGACACCACGGGCGGUUCCGAGCUUUGUGCGAGCGACUCAAGCUGCCCGCGCUCGUGCUGCAACCCGGGCUGGACAAGCUGGACGAGACCAUACAGCAAACAGCACGACGAUAUGCCAAUUCUCUGCUAAGAAAAUCGGCGAUCAAAAAUAAUUUCUACAUUUUGGGAUAUGAAACUGGUAUAUUUGUUGCGUUAGAACUCGCGGCUAUUCUGGAAGAACACGGUAUGACGGGUACAUUGUUUUUGUUGGGAGGAUCACCAAAUGAUGUGUUGAAUGAGAUAGAAUAUCAAUUGCAAAGAUUUAAAACAGAAAAGCUCCGAGAGGCUGUGGCAAGGCACAUGCUUAAAAUUAUGGCCCGUGAACACUUUAAGGAAGUAGAGAACGCAUUUUCGAAACGUACUCUGUGGAUUGACCGAGUGGAUGCGGGAGUGCGAACGCUGUUGGGUCACGUGUCCCACUCGGCGCAGUACGCGCGCGCACAGAUCGAGGCGGCGUGCGCGCGGCUCGUCUACGCGCGGCGCUACGGCGGCCCGGCGGCGCCCCUGCGCUCCCGGCUGGUGCUGCUGCGCUCUCCGCUCACCGCGCGCUCCGCUCCGCCAGAAUGGCAGCGGCUGUCGCGGGGAGGGGUCACCGAAUACAACUUGCUGGCGCCGUUACCGCAUGCCACCAUGGACAUGCGUUGCGCUACCAUCAUCAACAAAUAUCUGGACGAUGAUAUUUUAGACCAAUUCGAUAAGAAGAAUUUGUGUGAAACUUACCUUCUAAAUGCGGAUACUUUCAUGUCUGACUCAGUAAUGCAGGAAAAGUAA
Molecule: messenger RNA, 2229 nt
Organism: Bombyx mandarina (wild silkworm)
Lineage: Eukaryota; Metazoa; Arthropoda; Insecta; Lepidoptera; Bombycidae
Product: fatty acid synthase-like
Biological process (GO): fatty acid biosynthetic process
Molecular function (GO): fatty acid synthase activity; oxidoreductase activity
Source: RefSeq, a predicted model, not a curated record